CUUAGCGUCUGCUGGCGGAGGAAAGCGAGACAAAGUGUAGCAUCAGCAGCUGCGAUCACCCUGAUCUUGCAGUUGGUGCGUGCGGCCGCGGAGUUUAUGUGGUUCUGCGUGAAUUCAUGCACGCGAGCAGAGUGGGGAAUUGGCUGCGUAAUAGUUUUGCGGGUUAAAUUUUGCAGAUCGAGCGAGCGCGGUCCUCAGCGAGGCCGGUUGGAAUCGCUCGAGCCGGGCGGGGCGGUGCUGGGCUUCGCUCGGGGCGGAGAGAAGGAAGACGAUUGGCGUGGAUAGGGGCGCUGGAGGGACAAGAGCACGUGCAGCUUCUGGCAUAGAAAUGAGGAGGGACGGAAAGCUGGAGGGAUGCAUUGAUUUAUGGCAGAAAUAAGGAUGCCUUUACAACAGGUCCGUGUCGAAGUGAUGGGCGGAGUCCAUUUUUCAAGGCUUAGCGGGAGGAGUUGUCGAGCUUGGUGGUGAAAUUUGCUAAUUACAUUGGGUUUCCGGGAGACGUCUGUUUAUGUUUGGGUGUGAGCUGGGCAAUUGCAGGAGUCUUCCCAGGCGAACUAUAGCCGUGCUCUUCGUGCCGUGGGUUUUAAUGCCGAACAGGGGAGUGUCGUGGUCGUGGUUGUGGUAGAAGGUUGAAGCGCACCCCUUUCAGCGAGACCCGUUCGCGCAACUCACCGGAGCUUCUGGACUCCAAUUUCUAUGACUUUGUGAUAAGCCAUGAAAUUCUUUCGUGCCAAACUUAAAGCCUUGUGCCAGCAGUCUACUCGCGAUCUGCCUCCGGAGUCAGUGGACGGGGGUUUUGUUUUGCCAAUGCAGUUCGUGUUCAUGUACCAAUUUCCGGACGAGUUUGCAUUCCGCAUUUGCUGAGGCUCUAUAUUGCUCGGAUGUGGCUAAAGUGACUGCAAUUGGUGGCAGAGACGCAAUUCUGUCCUUAGUCGGAAUGUCAUAUCCGCCACUACAGCGUUGGGGAAACCUGAGACCUGUCCCUUAUCAAUCGCAUCAGUUUGUGGGGCGACGUGUGAGUGGAAGUUGGUUUGUUUCAAAUCCUCCAUGGAUAUAAGCCGUUAAAUUGAAAGUGCAACAUGAAGAUGGAGGCGCAGCAACUGGUGGAUGCUCUUACUGACCACUUAGCAAUUUAUCACCGCAGCUCUGCACCCAAGACAGAGUCGAGAGAAAGACAGAGAGUGGUAGAAUGGCUUGCUGGUUUGAAUUACGAACAAAGACAGGCCGCGCUUACAGUGGUGGAUGGCCCCUGGGUCGCAAUCCUCCUGAUGAUGCAGAAGUAUCUGGUAGCAGAAGGUAGAGGUUCUUUCAUUCUGCUCCCGGAUGUUCCUGGCGAUGGCAGAGAAAGCUCGGGUGCGGAAUUGGGAGCGUGCAAAUCAAAGAAAGGGAAGCUGGAUGAUAACACCUGUGACUCGAAAUCAACACGACCUGUGAAGCUCCAUCGAGGAUUGAAAGGAUCCGACCCGACGGACAAAGGCUGUACAAGAUGUAGCUCGACCCUGCCAGGAUUGUGCUUCAGGAGAGCUAGAGGGCUUGUCAGGCGAUUGCAGAGAGAGCAGGAAGCCGGUGAUUUGCUUGUCAGCAACAUUCGACUUUUUAGCUCGGGAGAUGGAGAAGGGAAGGUUGUAUAUGGAAUGGCAGAAGCAAGGGGCAUGCUCGAUUGCAUAAGUAUCUCCAAUGAUUUGUUGAGAAAUGUACACACCUUUCUGGAAGUCAUGGACGAUAUCUCUCAUCAUGAAUUCUUGAAAAGUCCAUGCCCCUACCCUGCUUCGCCUUGGGAAGAAAUGCCGUGGUUGAAAGGUAUGGGCUACUACAGCUUGCCCGCAUUCAUUGCAAACAAGUUCGAGUUUGGGCUGUGGUCAGCAUGGAGAUAUGCCCAGGGCAGUAAGAAACCACCCAGAUCCCUCGCAUUGAAGCUAAAGGAUCCCAAGGGAGGGAGGAGUGGCAAGGCUUGCUCCUGUGAUUUGCACAGCAAUGUGUCAAUUGCAUCAAGCAUUAUAGGAAAGAAGCUUGGCUGCAUAAAUUGGUGGGCUCGACUGCCAACCUGUGUGAGGGGGAACAUGAUCAAGUCUACACUGGCAGUGACGUGCAAAUAUGAGGUUAUGAAGCUUUUUCGAGAAGCGAGGACUGCCAGUUCAAAAGGUAGAGACUUAAACUUGAGAGGCAAGAACAAAAAUCUGGUAAUGAAUUCGGGAGAAACGAGGCUAAGAAACAUCUGCAAAGGCAGUCUUUCGGAUACGGAAUUAGACCAAGCUGCAAUGCUCGGAAGGAAGAGUGCGAAUGGAGCUGCUGUUGCACCCUUACUUACUGGUCUAAAAGCCUUGAAGGAGCUAUCAGAGGCUGGUUUACUAUGUGGAAAAUCUGAAGGUAUGAAUUCUGCGCAAGAGGCUGAUGCCAGCUGGCUGUUUGAUAGCACGUUGAAGUCUGCGCACACAUUGUCAGAUCGUGUAUUGAGGAAGGUAAGGAAUGUUCUUGUCAAGGUGAACAAUGCCCGUGUUGAGAUUGAGCUACUUGGAGAUGAAAACAAUGCCAGUCUGCACAGCAACAAUGGUGGUGAAAGUAGUGAAGUGAAAAGCACGAAAACAAAGAAGAAACGGAGAAAACAGACUUCAGCUCACAAGUUAGACGUCAGUCAGCAAGAGGAGAAGGGGCCGACAUGCAAGCCAAAGUCAGUGAAGGGUCAAGAGGAUCCAGAGCGAAGAGCAAAAACUGCUGUCGGAGGGGAGGUGGAAAAUUGGAGCCCUGGUGCCCAGCAACUCGUGUUAGGAUCCAAAACCAUGUCAGUUACUCAAGAAUCCUCCGGCCGCAAGGGAAAGGGUGGAAAGUCGAAGUCCAAAAAAGUCGAGAGGCUCAAUCACGAUCCUAAGUUGCAUUCAAAGAUUUCCAGUAUGAAUGGUAAAUCUACCCGACACGAAACCGCUAACCAAAUCGAUUACCCGGCGGCGAGCGAUGUUAACAUGCAUAUCAAUUAUGAUAGACAGACCGAUGGAGAUCGAAAGAAUGGUGCGCCGGAUGUGGCAAAGGACGAGCAGUUGGAUCAGGAUUGUACCUUACUCUCAGAAACAAUAGCUGUGAAACUACAUGAGAACUUACCUGAAAGCAAAUCGGAGGAUUGUAACGGUUUUCACAUCAUAUCCGGUAGCAGGAAAGGAAAAAGAGGUGUCUUGAAAUCAAGAGUGGAAGAGAAGGAAUCCAACAAGACUGUGCUACAUAUGACGAAGUCUCUCUUGAAAGAUAAAGAGAGUUCUCAUGCAAGCGUUCUGAACCUUAUGGAUGGAAUGUACUUGCGUUCAAACGGGCCAGAAGAGGUAAGGAAGGACAAAUUGGAGAAUGGCGAGCAGCUGUGUAAUGGUCAUUCCUUACCGUUCAGCGACGUCGUAGAGAUGAUCGAGGAUGACUCUUUAGCAAGCGAUGUCAAAGAUAUGAAUGGUGGCAUUGUCUGCCUGAAGAGAGGGAAAGCUCAUGGAGUCGAAAGUGUUGGUGGUGUCAGUUUCUUGCCUGGUAAAGCUAGAACCCAUCACUGGAGUGGAGUUGAACAGGAAAACAUGGUUAUUCACCACGAGGACGAAGGAAGCUGCAAUUCAAGGCCAACCUUUCAGAAUACCAUAUCAGAAAGCAGAACUGAAAUGUUCGAUACUUCCGUGACAAGGGACGUGGUUGUGCUGACUGAUGUGGACCAAAGAAAUCCGGACAGCCUUCCAAUUAUGACUUCAAGAGGAGAGCCCUGCCAGAAUGUUUAUGUACAGAACUCCGUAGGAGUACUCAGUGAACACACAGGUAAAGGAGAGUCAUCCACAAUCUGCUUUGGAACCUUCGACACUGUGGUAGCUGAAUCCCCAAAGAUUCCCAAUCCUUCUGUUCAUUUGGAGACUCCCUUGAAGUUUGAAACGCCAAUUUUAUCCAGUAGUGAGAAGGCUAAGGAGCCAUCGGAUUUAAAAGCCGUAAGCCCGGGAAGAACUCAAGCCAUGGAUCUAGGAAACUGGUCUGAAGGAGCCAGUCAUAGUAGGCACAUUCGAAAUUCUUUGAACGGAAUUUAUCCACCAACUAAAACCUCUAGGCAGUUGGAAUUCGCAAGCAACGGGGUUCCACAUUAUCAGCAGGGGCCGAUUGUGAGACCUGGGCCUCAUGAAUGGCCUGGCUCAGUUCAGGUUGGUUACUCUGGGGCUUACAAUCAGCCAACAGCAUCAGAUUGGUUACAGCUAGAUGUCGGUCGAGGCUUGCCUCCCCGGAUCCAAUCUUCACUGCUCGCUUACAGAAGUACUCCUGUAUCUACGCGGCGAAGCGCACAAGUUGAGAGCUCAUCUCCUGUAACUCCUGCCACCCGCUCUGUAAGCUUGGUGAAUCAAGAGUGGCCCUCCUUUGUGCAGUCCUUCAGUGUUUCUCCACCGCUGGCUUUCUCUGUACCUCCAGCAGACGAGUCAAGUCUAAGACCGGUCUUGAAUCCCUCUCAGCUGUCUAGUGGGUCUGGUGAACUGGAAGGGAAUGGUAGAGUUGCUCCAGAUGAGUUCGAUAUUGAAGACAGGUUCGCUUAUGACACGGAUGUAGAUGACUACGGUGUUUAUAAAGCUGGAGAGUUCGAUGAUUUUGACGGUUACAUGAUAUCUGAGGAAGAGAGCGAGAGAUACUUAGAGGAUGUAACUGACAGCAGUGCCGCUGACUACAACCAAAUUUUUGGAGGUGGAGUAAUGUACUGGAAUGCAGCAGAUUAUGCUGGAAUGGGUUAUUCUCGUCCGGGAUCUCUUAGCUCUGAAGACAGUUCCUGGGCACGUCAUGAAGCAGAUCUGAGCGUUGUGCUUGAUGAUAUUGUUAGUUAUCAACUAAUUCAAGGUGCUUAUCCCGGCAAGGGGUCCGCAGUUUCAAACGUGACAAGUUCCUCACCUCCGUCUGCAACGUCAUUACCCAAAACUUUUGAACAUUUGAGCCCGGUGGGAUCCACUAAUUCACGACACAGUUUGUCGAGACAUGUUGGCAAUGAGUUUCCUGGGAAAUUCUCAAUCCAUACAAAUCAGGUGCUCAGUACCGAGGAACAAUCGGGAGUGUCACGAGGACCAUCAUCAUCAGAGGUGAUUGACAAGAUCAGAGUAGACAGUUCACCGCAGCCGAUUUUGAGGCCGAUUGUGGUAGUUCGAGAUCUGAGCUUAUCAAGACAUGUAUCUUCAGGUGAAGCUCUCAGAUUACAAGAGGCCAAGAGUCCUCAUAUUGUACCGCGCAGCAGAAGGGACUUCCCUUGUCAUAAGAAACGUCCUCCUUCACCCGUCUUACGCUGUGUUCCUCCAGCUCCACCGCCGCCUCCUCCUUCACCAGUUGCAGGUCCAAGGAGGCGAAAGGGGUUUAUGGCAGCACGAUCAGGAAGUUCCAGCCCACGACACUGGGGCUUAGUGAAUUGGUCGUACAAAGAUGAGCCAGAUAAUAUGGACGGGAAAGCGAAAGGUGGAAAUCCAGAAGGUCUUGUAACUAGUGGACGGAGAAGGGUGGGUCUUACAAAUACUCCUCCAAUGCACCCUCUUUCAGGAGCCUUACUUCGAGAGCGACUAAUCUCUGUUCCACCUUUAGCUCUAGAGCAGGAACAUCUCGAUUCCACUUUACCGAUGAAGACCACACUGAUCCAGAGUAGCAAUCCUGGGCUCCUUCUGGCUUUGCCCAAGCUUCUCAAAGCCAUCCACGUGGAAAUUGAAGCGUUCUGUAUACAGGUUGCGAAAGAGAACAAGAGGAGAAAACCUUUUGUAAAUACAGCCGUGAAGAAAGUGGCGCAUUCUUUGCAAGUUCUGUGGCCUCGGUCUCGCACAAAGAUCUUUGGGUCUAUUGCUACAGGACUUGCGCUUCCUACCAGCGAUGUGGAUCUUGUAGUUUGUUUGCCUCCGGUCAGAAACCUGGAGCCGAUUAAAGAAGCAGGAAUAUUAGAAGGUCGUAACGGGAUCAAAGAGACCUGUCUACAGCAUGCAGCACGUUAUCUCGCCGACCAGGACUGGGUUAAAAACGAUUCUUUGAAGACAAUUGAAAAUACUCUGGUUCCAAUAAUUAUUCUGGUGGCCGAGUUCCUCCCCCAUCAAUGUGAGAUGGAGGAUGAGGAUAGCCCAUAUUCUUUUGGUCCGAACUUGCGCAAAGACUCUGCAGAAGAUGGAGUAUCUAAGGUCGACACUACCACGAGCACUGCUGCUUUGGCUAGUAUGGACAUCGUAAACAAGGAUUUAACCGCAUCCACUGAAGUUGUUAAGGGACCAUGGGGAGGAAAGGCAGAUCGACAGCUUGUGCGGCUUGACAUAAGUUUUGAGGCUCCUUCUCAUACCGGGCUUAGAACUGCCGAACUGGUACGCGAGUUGAUCGGUCAGUACCCAGCCCUGUCUCCUUUGGCCUUGGUUCUUAAACAGUUUCUCACAGACCGUAGUCUAGACCAUCCUUAUACAGGCGGAUUGAGCUCCUACUGCCUCGUACUCUUGAUUACAAGAUUCUUGCAACACCAGUCUCAUCAGUCCAACCUGAUGCACACUGGCAGGCAAUCGUCAAGUCAGAAUCUUGGGAGCCUUUUUGUAGACUUUCUUCAUUUUUUUGGGUGUGUGUUUGAUCCGCGGAGGAUGGGUGUUCGGAUACGAGGUGGUGGGAUGUAUCUGAGCAGAGACAGGUUCCAUGGCAUCGAUCCUCUAUACAUAGAAGAUCCGCUUCAUCCGGAUAACAACGUGGGUCGAAAUUGUUUCCGGAUAUUGCAGUGUGUUAAGGCUUUUGCAGAUGCUUAUGCAGUUCUUGAGAAGAAGAUUCACGCUGUUCCGAAUUGUACUGUGGAUCUCGCAAGUGGAGCCGCCAACUUCGAAUUCCUCCAGACCAUCUUGCCGGGUCUCGUGAAUACAUGCAGAGUGUUAGGUGAUUAAGUCUUUCUUUCUUGGAGUGAUUUGGUGGAAGGUGGACUACCUUGCAAGACGACAGUUGCCACAAAUGCGAGUCAAGAAAAGAGUUUGUCAUUAAUAUGCAGGGUACUUUCGACAUCAGCAUUUCCAAGUCGUGGAAAAACGAAAGCUUCAGUGGAAUCAACAGCUUUCAUACAACUCGGAACAAAUUUCUGCGCUCAAGGGCACAAGUUCUUGAUUAAAUUGCAGCACAGUUGUCUUCAAAAAGUGGUAAUGUUUCUGUAUUGAGACGGCUCAG
Marchantia polymorpha subsp. ruderalis is the source of this 7137-nucleotide messenger RNA. The record is from the annotation of a GenBank genome assembly. NCBI's taxonomy places the organism in Eukaryota, Viridiplantae, Streptophyta, Marchantiopsida, Marchantiales, Marchantiaceae.